CACCAGGCCCUGGAGCAGGUGGCUCUCCUCGCCGCCGAGCCGCUGCAGGCCGGGCACAACUACACACUCAGCGUCCAGUACCUCUCAAACCUCUCUGAGUCCUUCCAUGGCUUUUAUAAAAGCACCUACAGGACCCCGGAGGGAGAACUCAGAGUGCUUGCAGCAACACAGUUUGAGCCGACGGCUGCACGAAUGGCCUUCCCGUGUUUUCAUGAGCCGGCCUUCAAAGCCACGUUUUCCAUUAAGAUUAGGAGGGAACCGAAGCACGUUGCACUGUCCAAUAUGCCAAUUGUGAAGUCUGUGAAUCUGACUCCCUGGCUCGUUGAGGACCAUUUUGGUACCACUGUCAAGAUGAGCACGUAUCUCGUGGCCUUUAUUGUUUCGGAUUUUAAAUCCAUCAGCAAAAUAACUGAUCAUGGAGUUAAGAUUUCUGUGUACAUGGUGCCAGACAAGGUCAACCAAGCCAGUUAUGCGUUGGAUGCGGCAGUGAAACUUUUAGACUUCUAUGAGGAUUAAUUCAGCAUUCCAUAUCCUUUACCUAAACAAGAUUUAGCAGCUAUACCUGAUUUUCAGUCUGACGCUAUGGAAAACUGGGGACUGACCACGUACCAGGAAUCUGCAUUGUUGUAUGACCCUGAAAAGUCCUCAGCGUCUUCUAAACUUUGGAUUACUAUGGUAAUAGCCCACGAGCUGGCUCAUCAGUGGUUUGGCAACCUCGUUACCAUGGAGUGGUGGAACGAUCUGUGGUUGAAUGAAGGGUUUGCGAAGUUCAUGGAGCUAUCAGUCAACAUUGCCCAUCCAGAACUGAGAGUUGAAGACUAUUUCUUAGGGAGGUGUUUUGAUGCCAUGGAGGUGGAUGCAUUAAAUUCGUCCCACCCUAUCUCUACUCCUGUGGAAGAUCCAGCUCAAAUUUUAGAAAUGUUUGAUGGUGUUUCUUACAACAAGGGAUCUUGUGUAUUAAAUAUGCUGAGGGACUACCUGACUGCUGAUGUGUUUAAAGCUGGACUUGUGCAGUACCUGCAGAAAUACAGCUACCAGAAUACAAAAAGUGAAGACUUGUGGGACACCAUGACAAAUAUUUGCCCUACAGUAGGUGCUGACCAGAACGAACUACAAGGUUUUUGCUGAAGAAGCCACCAGUCAUCUUCAAGUGCCCACUGGACUAAAGGAGAGACUCUUGAUGUGAGGGUAAUGAUGGACACUUGGACGCUGCAAAAAGGCUUUUCCCUCGUAACUGUCACGGUGAGAGGGAAGAACGUCUACCUGCAGCAGGAGUGCUACGGGAAGGGAGCAGAUUCUCCUUCAUCCCCAGGGUACUUGCGGCACAUUCUACUCACCUACCAUACCAGUAAAUCUGACACCCUUCAGAGAUUUUUGAUGACAACUAAAGCAGAUGUCAUUAUCCUUCUGGAAGAGGUGGAGUGGGUUAAAUUCAAUGUGGACAUGAACGGAUAUUACCUUGUACACUACGAAGGCGAUGGAUGGCAUCGUCUCAUUAACCUUUUGAAGGAGAACCAUAUUGUGACUAGCAGCAAGGACAGAGCAAGUCUCAUUAACAACGUAUUCCAGCUCGUGAGGAUAGAAAAACUGUCAAUUUCCAAAGCUUUUGAUUUAACUUUAUACCAACAUGAAAGACAAAUCAUGCCCGUACUCCAGGGUAUGAAUGAACUGAUUCCUGUAUACAGGCUCAUGGAGCGGAGGGAUAUGGAAGGUACAGAAAAACAGUUAAAGGAGUAUAUAGUCAAUCUGUUUAAGGACCUGGUUGACAAGCAGUCUUGGAGCGAUGAGGGCUCGGUGUCAGAGAGAUUCCUCAGGCACUUGCUCCUGCUGUUUUCAUGCGUGCACCAGUACCAGCCCUGCGUGGACAAAGCCAAGGGGUAUUUUACACAGUGGCAGAAAUCCAAUGGAACCUUGAGCUGGCCGGCAGACGUGAAGACGGCGGUGUAUGCUGUUGGAGCGCAGACACCUGAAGGCUGGGAUUUCCUCCUUAGCAAAUACAGACUGGAUGCGUUCAGCGUAGAGAGAUUGGAGAUCGAAUUAGCUCUCAGCCUCAGCAGGAGUAAGGACAAACUUCAGUGGUUAAUGGAUGAAGGUCUGCGGGGUGACAUCAUAAGAACUCAGGAUCUUCCACAUAUUAUUGCGUACGUUGCCAAAAACCCAUCUGGCUAUCAUCUAGCUUGGAUGUUUUUAAAAGAAAAUUGGGAGAAAGUUGUAGAAAAAUUUGAACUUGGUUCGAAUUCCAUAGAGUUCAUUGUCACCGGAGUGAUGAGUCAGUACUCGACGAGGCCACAGCUUGCACAGGUGAAAGAAAUCUUCAGUUCUCUGGGGGAAAAAAGCGCACGGCUUCGGUGUGUCCAGCAAGCUAUUGAAACCAUUGAAGACAAUAUCCAGUGGAUGGACAGAAAUUUUGAGGAAGUCAAAACAUGGCUGCAAAACAACCAUCUGUACAUUAAGGCACCUUGCUUGUAUUUGCCAGAAAUAACUGAAAAGCUGUGA
This is a messenger RNA of Leptosomus discolor (cuckoo roller), 2496 nucleotides long. The record is from RefSeq and is a predicted model, not a curated record. Lineage: Eukaryota; Metazoa; Chordata; Aves; Leptosomiformes; Leptosomidae.